UCUAAAAAAAUUAAAAUGUCUUCCUGUGGAGGAAACUGUGGUUGUGGCUCCAGCUGUAAGUGCGGCAGUGGCUGCAACUGCAACAGCAUGUAUCCCGGCCUCUCAGAGAAGACCAGCACUGAGACCAUCAUCACUGGGGUUGCACCUGCAAAGAUCCAGUCUGAGGGGUCUGAGAUGAGCUUUGGAGCAGAGGACGGCGGCUGCAAGUGUGGAUCAAACUGCACCUGCGACCCAUGCAACUGCAAAUGAGCAAAGAUGGACAAAGAAACAUUUGUGGCUGUUAAAUUAUAGUACUAAUAAAAAGGAACUAGAAGCCGGAAUGUGUUGUCGGGUCUAGCUAACUAUAUAUAUUAUUGUAAAUAAAACAGCCACGGGUUUUGCAUAUCCUUUUCGUUUCCUUCAAAUUAAUUGUGGACUGUUACAAUAUGGCCACUUUGGUUUGUCUUUAAUUUUCUGUGCCACUGCUAUACUUUUUAUUUUUAUUUUUAGUUUUUAUGGGUA
This is a messenger RNA of Quercus lobata, 501 nucleotides long. RefSeq names its product metallothionein-like protein 2. Gene Ontology annotation, molecular function: metal ion binding. The transcript has 3 exons. The record is from RefSeq and is a predicted model, not a curated record. The coding region runs from base 16 to 249 and encodes 77 amino acids. NCBI's taxonomy places the organism in Eukaryota, Viridiplantae, Streptophyta, Magnoliopsida, Fagales, Fagaceae.